AUGCGCUUUUUCAAGGCUGUAGUGGUCUUAUCUGCCGUUGUUGUCACUGCAUCAGCUGCUCCUCUUUUCCCAAGCAACAACUUCAAGCUUGAAAAACGAGACGAUGAUCUACCUGCAAGGAUACCGUACAUCUUUCCAGCGCCAGGAACCGAUCCCCUCGCCGAUGCAAUCCGUGAAAGGCAUGGAACGCUGCUAGAUUUGGAUGGCCUUCUGCUCAAUGCCCCAAAACUUGCCUCUGGGUGGAACGAUUUAUUUGGGGCUAUUCGUGAUGGAAAUAGUCUGCCUGGAACGAUGCGGGAGCUCUUCAUCCUACGUACUGCUGUGCUCAAUUCGGCUGCAUAUCAAUGGCUUCAGCAUGAAUCAGUUGGGCGGGAGGAGGGGCUGACUACUGAGCAACUCCGGGUAAUCCGAUUCACGCCUCCUUUCGUUCAAACAAAGCACACGGAGAGUAUAUUGGGGCCACAGCUAUCAGCAGCCAUGUCGUAUGCGGAUUGGAUCACCAAAAGCGUUCAAGUACCUGAUAGGGUGUUCAAGGGGUUGAAGCAGUUUUUGAACGACCAGCAGAUCGUGGAGGCGACGAUGACUGCUGGGAGCUAUAAUUUAGUUAGUAGAUUCGUCGUUGCGCUGGAUGCGGACGCGAAGAUGGGUGCCCCUGUGCCCUUUGUGUAG
This is a messenger RNA of Pleurotus ostreatus (oyster mushroom), 669 nucleotides long. RefSeq lists its product as uncharacterized. The record is from RefSeq and is a predicted model, not a curated record. Lineage: Eukaryota; Fungi; Basidiomycota; Agaricomycetes; Agaricales; Pleurotaceae. The transcript has 5 exons. Bases 1 to 669 code for a protein of 222 amino acids. Gene Ontology annotation, molecular function: peroxiredoxin activity.